AUGGCCUAUAACCUCUCUCCAGAAAAAUUUAUAUUUAAUCCAGAGGAGGCUGUCAUUAUAAAAAAGAAUGGGAAAAGUUUACACGAGAUUAGCUUUCCAUUCAAUAAGCGCACUAUUCAAGCUUGGUGCAUAAGACAUGAUAAUCGAUCUGAGAAGAAAGGUUUAUACCCGGCCGUAUUAGAGGAAUUAUCUGCGAUGAGACAAGAACUUAAAGCGCAACUUGCCUCAUUAGGAAAGAAGAAGGAUCAACUUGGAAAGAUAAUAAGUUCGGUGAAAGAAAAGGGUAAAAGAAUUCCUGAGAAGUUAGAUUUAGAAUAUAAAUCUCUUUGCUUCGAAUAUGACUGCUUGAAUUCAAAGCAGAAAGCUGUCAAGCUAUUUAUGAAUACCUUUUAUGGAGAGGCUGGAAACCCAUUAUCUUCAAUCUUUCUCCGUGCAUUGGCCGGAGGAACCACUUCCGCUGAUAAGUAUUUUGAAAAAUGCGAUGAAGCCUUCUCUAGAAAAGAACUAUCCAAAGAAGCGAUAAAAAGUGGGACCUCUUAUCUAAAGAUGGCUUACGAAGAGGUAUUAUUUCCUGUCUGCUUUACUGGCAAAAAGAAGUACUUUGGAGUCGGGCAUGAAGUUGUAGUAAACUUUAAGCUGAAAAACCUUUUCAUGAAAGGGAUAGAAACUGUAAAGCAAGGUAAAUCCCAGCUUCUCAAAUUCAUCGGAGAGAAAAUUAUGAGAGAGGGUAUGGAUAUUAAUAAUACACGCUCAAUUCACGAUAUUGUUGAAGAUACUCUUAGAGAAGCCCAGAACAAGGAAUGGGAUUUCAAUGAUUUUAUCGUAAUGGGUACAUGGAAGCCUAAGAAAAAUAAUCUCUGCAACAAUCGCUUUAUGAAACGUAUGAGAGAGAGAAAUGAGAGGAUUCCUGAUCCCGGCGAACGCUUUAGCUAUGUUGUUGUGAAGGGUUCCCGCCUUCGUAGUGAGGAAGGCCGGUUAAUACCAUAUAGAGUUGGGGAUUAUAUGGAGUAUGCGGGUAUAGCAAAAGAGAAAAAGAUGGAAAUAGAUAUCAAUUAUUAUUUAGGCACUACGGUUGGAAUGUGCGCACGCUUUAUCAAUGAGGAUGAUAGAUACCAACCACCACCUUCACAUAAAAUUAUGCAACUUAAAUAUUCAGAUGAAAAGGAAAAGCAGACCGACAAAUAUUCCCAGGAUGAGGCAACAAAAUGGCUUAAAAAAUAUAUAAAAGGCUUACAAUGA
Molecule: messenger RNA, 1239 nt
Organism: Rhizophagus irregularis DAOM 181602=DAOM 197198
Lineage: Eukaryota; Fungi; Glomeromycota; Glomeromycetes; Glomerales; Glomeraceae
Source: RefSeq, a predicted model, not a curated record